UCAGUUUUAUCGACCCUCGCACGCCCACACCACAGUACCACACCGAGGCAGACAGCAGCUCCAUGGCCGCCGGCGAUCCCUCCGCCGCCGCCACCAGCGACGCUCCCGCCACUGUCUCCUCCGCAGCUUCGUACCCCGACCGCCUCCGCGAAGCACUCGCCGAACUCUCCCAGGCAUGCGACUCCGGCAUCUCCGAUGCUUCCGAAGCCGCCUCUUUCACCAUCUCCGACAUUCUUGACGCCGCCGCCGCCGGUAUGAGUGCCGAGGCCGAUGACGGAAGCGACGACGACGACGACACGGCGGCGGCCAGUGUCUAUGAGGAGCUGCUCCGCGAGGUGCACGAGUUCCUCUGUCGCUCGUCAUCGAACCAGAUGGCCAUUGACGCACUCUCGCUUGUUCUUCCCAUACCCGUGGCGAAGCUGGGGGCUCAAACGGUAUGCUGGGACAUUGCCGCCGCUAUCCUUAAGUUCCUCGUGACGAAUUGCAGUCCGAGGGACUUGCUCUCCAUCCUCUGCGAGGCAUUAGAUGCGCCAAUGGAGCUACCAAAUUGCUCAUCCAGCUUCGUUCUUCUACUCAAUGCACUUACUGAAGUGCUUACUUUAAUUCAGAGGCGACAUAUCGAGCAAGUAAAAGUGGUACUUCCUGCUGUCCUUAAAGUUAUGAGUGCUACUGUAUCUGAAUGUGAUGAGGAACAUGGAAAGGCUGCUGUUGAUCUCUUCAAUGCAGCACAUGGAAUUGGCAAUGCCAUUCAAGAAAUGUGCAAACAAAUGGUCAACAAGAACAAAGAAGACCUCUGUGCAAUUCUUGGCUUAUACUCACUUCAGAGUAUAGCUCUUGUAUCACGAAGCAGACAGCAGGAUAUUCUCUCUGCUUGCGGUUCAGUUGUUCUUCAGCAUUUCAGAUUUCUUAAAUCUAGUGGGUUCACCUAUCUCGGUCUACUAACUGGUAGUGAUGCCUCAACAGCCACUGAUAAGCUUUCCAAAGAGGAAGAUGCUGAUUUUUUGGAGUGUUUUUCCUUUGCUAUGGAUGGUGCUGCGCUUACAGUUGUGUGGACAUAUAUGUUUGAUGAUAUGUCAAAGUAUGCUGGAGAAGAGUUGGAAUUAGCACUGAAGGAAGUUCAGAGCAACCAUAUGAAGAAAUGGGAAUCAAUUAACAUGCUUAAAUCUGUCCUAUCCUCAAUUAGCUACCCAUGGAUAAUCAAAUCCCACAGUAUAAACUUAUUGCUCAGUCUAGCUGGUGAAAAUCAUGUUGAAGAAACUGAUAAUCAUGUAGAUUUCACCUCUUAUGCUCCUCGUAUUUUUGCAACACUCAAGGCCAUUGAAAGCGUCAUGAUGGCUGCUCCUGAGGCAUUGAUGCGUAAAAAAGCAUUUGCUGCUUUGAAAAAGGUUAUUUCAAUGGUGCCCUCAUCUCAGAGAUUUGACAUCUUACAAGCUCUUGUAAACAAUAGCAUGUCGCCAUCCUUGACUGCGAUUCUCCUAGAUAUAGUGAGGGAAGAAGUUUCAAGAGAAAGUUGUCAAGCGAACAAUGAUCGUGUUGAAUCUGAUGGAUUUCAAGAUCAUGGGGAAUCGCCACCUUGGACUUCUCAUGUGCUUGAGUUACUCGAGCUGAUUUUGAGGCCUCCACAAGGUGGCCCUCCUUGCCUUCCUGAUCACUGUGAACAGGUAAUAUCAGCUCUGAACUUGCUCAGAUUUAUUCUGAUAAUAGAUUCAAGAGGACCAAGAUCAGGAAAAUUGUUCCAGAAAGAGACUUUGCACAAGGUGCACUCGGAGUGGCUGAUCCCAUUAAGACCAAUUGUCACAGGGAUUCAGUCAGAGAACGAAAAGGAUGAUAGUGAGAUUGCAAAUCAGAUCGUGUGCUCAGUAAAUCCUGUUCAACUGGUGUUGUACCGCUGCAUUGAGUUGGUGGAGGAAAAGAUGAAAAGUUUCUAAUGUUUUCGGUUUCCACUCUUUCCUUACAGUACCAACCGCAGUAUUGAGUAGGUGGUGAGGAUGAAAAGAUCUUGAGGGUUCAAACUCCAUCAUUUGUCUUGUGGUCUCAGUGCUUUUCAGGCCCUUUGCUAGCAUGGUUUUCCUUGAAAAUUUAUUUAAUAUGCGUUUGGCAGAGCUCCCAGAGCUGAUUCUCCAUCGAAUCCAGCAGGAGUUCUGCCAAACAGUUUUUUAGAGAGAAGUGAUCUUUUGUUGCUUCUGUGAAAUGAUUCUCUGAAAUGAACUAAGAAGCUAGGAGUUGAAAAAAAA
Setaria italica (foxtail millet) is the source of this 2234-nucleotide messenger RNA. Its product is annotated as aberrant root formation protein 4. Lineage: Eukaryota; Viridiplantae; Streptophyta; Magnoliopsida; Poales; Poaceae. The transcript has 14 exons. Gene Ontology annotation, cellular component: cytoplasm. The record is from RefSeq and is a predicted model, not a curated record. Gene Ontology annotation, molecular function: ubiquitin-protein transferase inhibitor activity. Bases 63 to 1928 code for a protein of 621 amino acids.